Molecule: messenger RNA, 3508 nt
Organism: Momordica charantia (bitter melon)
Lineage: Eukaryota; Viridiplantae; Streptophyta; Magnoliopsida; Cucurbitales; Cucurbitaceae
Product: obscurin-like protein
Source: RefSeq, a predicted model, not a curated record
AAGAACCCAUUAUAUGAGAAAUACUUCAAGGAGCGUCUCGGAGAUGUCAAUUACUCCUGACUAACCAAUCCACUAUUUUGAAAUAAAGCUGAAAUUCAUUAAUGUAAAAGCCCCAAUCCUCACAUUCUUCAAAAUCCGAAGGUCGUCUACCCAUCGUUUGUUGAUUUUAUGAUUGAAUUCCAUGAGAGUUCUAGCAAAUUUCUGUAACAUCAAUUUCUUCGUGAAGCAGCAGAAUCAGUUUCGAGUUCGAGUUGGAUUGAGCAACUCGCAUAAUUUCGCAACCUCCUCAACCCAUUAGCCAUGGCCUCCAGAGUUAGUUUUGAUAUUUCUUUGUUCAUUGACGAAACGGGUGCUGGCAAGAACGACUUCAUCAAACCAAGCAGAAUCUGCAUUUAGUUUCCAGCUGCAAAUGAUAAAUGGCGAAGAAGGCGAAUUCUGUUUUCCUCGAAGAAUGGUUGAGGAGCGUCAGUGGUACAAGCAGUUCUCUUAACUCCAAAAGCACUUCCCCAUCUGCUCGAGAAAUUAUCCAAGCAUGGGCUGCGCUUAGAAGCUCUUUGGAGAAUCAAUCGUUUGAUGAUCGCCACAUUCAAUCUCUGAAAACUCUCGUUAACUCACAAUCGUCACUAUAUGUUGCUGACCCUCAAGCUAAGAUUGUCAUUUCCAUACUUUCUUCUCCGAAUUUUUCUCUUCCUGAUGAAUCGUAUCCUCUCUUUCUGAGGAUUCUUUAUAUCUGGGUCAGAAAAUCUCUUCGGCCUUCUUUAAUUCUUAUUGAUUCAUCUGUUGAGGUGCUCUCGCAGAUUUUCUCUUCCAGAAUUGAAUUGAGGAAGAGCCCUUCCUUCUUAUCGGAAGGGAUUUUAGUUUUGGGUGCUUUUUCGUUCCUGUUUUCAGCUUCGGAGAACUCCAAAUUAUUCUGUUUGGAGUUGCUUUGCAGCCUCUUUGAACAAGAGUACCUGUUAAUUGGAUCAGUGGGAGGAAUCAUUCCUGAAGUUCUGGCAGGGAUUGGGUAUGCUUUAUCUUCAUCAGUGAAUGCUCAUAUUGUUAGGCUGUUAGAUUCUUUGUUAGGAAUUUGGGGCAAGGUAGGCGGUCCUUCUGGUUCUGUUUCUAGUGGGCUAAUGAUUCUGCACUUGAAUGAAUGGGUGACCUCUGGUCUGAUUAGUCUUCAUUCUUUUGAGAAAUUAGAUGUUUUUAGUCGAGCUACUUUAGAGUCUUCAAAGGAAAGCUAUGCUUCAUUUGCUGUUGUCAUGGCUGCAGCUGGAAUAUUGAGGGCCUUCAAUACUUACAAAGCCUUGUUGAGUAGUUCAGAAAGAGAAACAAUAUCUAGAAUAAGGAUUUUGGCUCAAGAUUGCUUAGAAUCUAUAGCAAGAAAUUUUAUUUCUUUUACGGAAGGGUUUUUAAUUACAGGUAAUGACCAAAGGAGCCUGCUUCUGUUGUGUAUUUCAUUGGCACUAGCACGUUGUGGCCCACUGUCAUCUCGCUCACCCCUGCUCAUUUGCGUUGUUUAUGCUUUGUUGACUGAAAUAUUUCCUUUGCGGCGUUUGUAUGCCAAGAUUCUGGAAGUCUCUUUUGGCGAAUCUACUGCGUUGGGGCUUACUCUAGUGAAAGAGCAUCUCGAUAGUAUUCCUUUUAAGGAAUCAGGGGCCGUUGCUGGUGUUCUUUGUAGCCAGUAUGCUUCAAUUGACGAAGAGAACAAAACUUUUGUAGAAAAUCUUGUAUGGGAUUACUGUCAGGAUGUGUACUCAAGGCAUCGACAAGUUGGUUUGGUGCUUUGUGGCAGAGAGGAUGAGUUACUCGAGAAUAUAGAGAAAAUUGCAGAGUCUGCCUUCCUCAUGGUUGUAGUUUUUGCAUUAGCAGUCACAAAAGAAAAAUUAGAUCCCAAAUAUACACUGGAAACUCAGUUUGAUAUAUCAGUAAGAAUUCUCGAUUCCUUCUCUUGUAUGGAAUACUUUCGGCGUAUUCGCUUGCCAGAAUAUAUGGAUGCUAUACGAGGGGUUGUUGCAAGCAUUCAGGAGAAUGAAUCUGCAUGUGUCUCUUUCAUUGAAUCAAUGCCCACUUACCAAGAUCAAACGAAUGGGCCAGAUAACUCUACUGGGCGGAAAAUAAAAUACAUAUGGACAGAGGAUGAGGUGCAAACUGCACGUAUGUUGUUUUAUUUACGAGUCAUUCCAACUUGCAUUGAGCGUGUUCCUACCCAAGUGUUUAGAAAGGUGGUAGUGCCUACAAUGUUCUUAUACAUGGGACACCCAAAUGGAAAAGUAGCCCAAGCCUCACACUCGGUGUUUAUAGCUUUCAUAUCAGGGAAGGAUGAUGAUGAAGAUGAAAAGAGGGUGAUAUUAAAGGAGGAGCUUGUUUUCUACUACCUUGAGAGAUCUUUAUCAGGAUAUCCUGGCAUUACACCAUUUGAGGGUAUGGCUUCAGGAGUUGCAGCUUUGGUGCGAUAUCUUCCUGCAGGAAGUCCUGCCAUUUUUUAUUGUAUCAACAGUCUUAUUGAAAAAGCUACUAAGCUUUGCAGUGAAAACUUCAUGAGUGAUGCUGAUUUGUGGAAGACAUGGCAAGGAGACUUGGAGCCUUCCAAGAAAAUUUUAGAUAUGCUUCUACGGCUCAUCUCCCUUGUUGAUAUACAGGUCCUACCAAGCUUGAUGAAGAAUUUAGCACAACUGAUCAUUGAGUUACCAACAGAGGGCCAAAACAUGGUUCUCGAUCAGUUAUACUCCCUGGUUUCAGAAGCUGAUGAUGUCACGCGUAAACCAUUGUUAGUCUCAUGGCUACAAUCAUUAUCUUAUCUUUGUUCCCAGUCUAAGAGUGCAGAUGCACGCUCCAAUGAGAAGCAAAGUAAACAGCUUUUGAAGCUUGCAUGGAUUGUUGACCCAUUGAACCGUAUUCGAUCCUAUGCACGACUUUGAGGUCUUGUUACCCGAACUUGCAUGCCCCGAGAACAACAUGUUCACAAUAUAAUGCCAACAGCAGUUCUCUUGUAGUCACGAGCCUCCCGUCCCAAGUUUAUCCGAGGAUUGCUCUCCAUUUUGGUUGGACUGCAAAGUGAAAAGGAAAGAAAUUUUGAUGUACAUCCCUACUCUUUGCCUUUCAGUAGAGUUGUGCCAAUUAUUUUGGUUACCUUACAAAGAGAAUGGUUAAAGAAACUCGGCGCCAUAAAAGGAUGGCCAACAGAUGAUAAGAUAUACAACUCAACUCGAACAUAAUUAGUCUGAUAUAGCAGACUCUUCUUUUAGGUAUUCGAAGCAGCCACAAAUAUGAGAACGGAUGCAUAAACUUUCUCGUGUCGAGGGAGUAGCAACUAAUCUUUUGUUGCCUCAUAUAUUCAAAAAUCUCUCUGAAGUAGAAUGGAAAGUUUGUGAACAGUAUCACCAACCUCUCUUUUUUACCACUGGUAGAAGAAUAAGAGCAUGUACUAUAUGUAAUAUAAUGUUAUGAUUUUCUUUUUUCUUUAUGUUUAUGUUAAUUUGUAUUGGAAAUAUCCUUCAUCAUUAUAUUAUACUUUUUUUAAAAUCAA